Messenger RNA from Mucor mucedo, 1479 nucleotides. RefSeq lists its product as uncharacterized. The transcript has 5 exons. NCBI's taxonomy places the organism in Eukaryota, Fungi, Mucoromycota, Mucoromycetes, Mucorales, Mucoraceae. The record is from RefSeq and is a predicted model, not a curated record. The coding region runs from base 50 to 1369 and encodes 439 amino acids.
UUUUUUUUUUUUUCUUUUCCUUCUUUUUAUAUAUACCAAACGCAAACAAAUGAUAGCAACAGUUCCUUCAAGAAACAAAGUUGCUAGUAGUGGAAGAAGAAAACAACAAAAGCUACCCGAUCCCGUUGUGGUGUCUGACGAAGAAAGUGUAGAGGACGAAUCCAUAACGAGAUGUGUCUGUGGUGAACUACAUAGCAUUGGCUUAAUGGUGUGCUGUGAUCAAUGCGAAGUUUGGCAACAUUGUGAAUGUAUGGGUCUGGAGGAACAAGAAAUCCCUGAGCAAUAUUUCUGUGAACAAUGCAAGCCUUCAGACCAUGUGGAAGUAAAAGGCUACGACAAAACGCGUAGAUAUUAUAAACCUUCGUCACCUACUGCUUCAGACUCUGACAAAAGAAUGACAAAGAGAAGAACAACUUUUAACAGCAGAGAGGCUUCCAUAUCUUUGGAAGAAGUUUUAGCCUUUAGAAGCGCUAUAGAACAUUCAGGGAUGGAGCUUCCCCAUGCGGGUGAAUACCACUCCAUUGAAGAUGGCAUUACAGUUUUGCAAGAUUAUGACGAAAAUGAAACUAUUACAACAAGACAAGUUAGACCAAAAAGACAGAGCAAAAAAUCUGAGAAAAAAGUAUAUACCCGCCGUACACCACAACAACAAUCAGCAGUCGCAAUAUCCCCACCAUCCCCACCAGCGCCAACACCCACAGCACUGCUACUGCAGCAUCAGCAAGAACAACAAACCCCGAUAUUCUUUCGUGAAACCUCACCGCCAGCCAAAAUACGACUUCCUUCACAUCGUAUGAGUAUACCAGAAAUGAAUAGAAGAGCCAAUCAGAUAUUAGAAUAUAUUUGCUCUAUUCAAGUUGAAUUAAAGUCCAAUAAAAGAAAGAAACAAGAUGAUGACGAUGAAGAAGAAAAUGUAAAACGUAGACAAUUAAUUGAUGCUCAAAUUGCUGAAGCAAUGUCAAAUCAACAUUACAGUGCAGGCACUGAUGAGUAUGAUUUAGAUCAGAGAGACGAAAAAGAAAACAGAAGGCCAACACCUAUUCUUAUACCUGGCAAAUUCGAUCAUUCUUCUUCUCCUUCUUCCUCACUCAGCAGUGCAAGUACUAUACCUUUAGAUGAUCAUCGCCUAUUGGAUGAUCAUCAUGAUGAGCACACUGAAAAAAGUGUAGCCGAAGAAGCCCUACAGAGAAAAUCUGACCAAUCUUCUAUGGAAAUUAUGGACCAUCUCACAAGACAAGUCGUCACCUUUCAACGUCGUUUUGGCUCCCUGUCUUAUCACUUGGAGGACGCUGGCAAUGAAAGUGAUGGUCCAAUCACAAGAAGAAGUCAGAACAAGUCAAUAGUAGAUAGGUCUCCUUUUCUUCUUUAAAUAUCUUUUGCACAUACAUCCAUCAUCUUUCAAUUAAACUCCCCCCUCCCCAUUUUUGUACAUAUCUAUAACUUUAAAUAAAUGCUCUUUUUUUUUAUUAUUAUUAUUGU